AUGGAAUUAUCUGAACCAAAACAAAGAUUUGAAUCACUUUUAUCUUUAUUUGAAGAUGUUGCAAAUAAAAGAUAUUCUGGUGAUUUUUCAGUUAAAAAGAAUAUAAAUGCACCUCAAGUCCCACCAAGAUCAUAUUCAUUAUUCAAUGUAACCGGUGGAAAUGUAUCAUCAUAUAAUAAUCAACAACAACAACAAAAUAAUAAUAAUAAUAAUAAUAAUAAUAAUAAUAAUAAUAAUAAUAAUAAUAAUAAUAAUAAUAAUAAUAAUAACAAUAGUGGUGAAAUAUCAUCAAAUAAUAGUACACCAUCAAUUUUAUUUUCACCAACACCAACAUCAACGGCACCACCAGCACCACCACAACCUACAACACCACCAAAUACUGGAUUCCAUAAUAGACCAUUAAGUAUCAACAUUAAUCAACAACCUAUUGGCGGCGUCAACAAUAAUAAUAAUAAUAAUAAUAAGGAUAGUCCAUCUAAUAAGCCAUUGAGAUUAUCAGGAUCACCACCAACUGCAUCAAUUAAUGGUAACCAAAUUGAACAAUUGCAAAGAGAAUUAAGGAAUGAAAAAGAAGCUCAUCAACAAACUAAAUAUUUACUAAAUUCAUUUGCAGAUGAGAAUAAGAAACUUAGUAAUGAUUGCCAACUUUGGAGAGCAAAAUAUUUCAAACUCUUGACUAAAAACACUAAAUUAAAAGUGAUUUUCGAUCAUUUUCAAAGUAUUAUGAAUGAAAGUGAUUCUGUGCCUGGUGAAGGUUCGUUAGUUCAUAGUACAAGCUAUAAUUCAUCUUCAUCUUCUUCUUCUGGUGGUGGUGGCAAUAUAACACCAAGAAAAUUAAGUUUAGCAGGUGGUGGUAAAUUUGAUGAUGCACCACAAUCUGCGUCAGCAUUGUUAAAGAUUCAUCAUCAACGUAAUCAGUCAACUGGUUCAGCAUUUAGCAAUACUAUUUAUAAUGGUGAAGAGAAAACCAGAGAUACCAUAUCAUACAAUGAAAGACCAAAAAGACAAACAGUUGGAUCAUCAACCUUCUUCCCACCACCACCAAGUAGAGCAACAAGUACUUCAUCGAUUCAAGUCAAUAGUGAUCCACAAGAGAUUGAACAACUCACUGAAGAGCAAUACUUGGAAAUGCUCGAAAAGAGAAGACAAGUAUCUUUACAAAUCCUUCAAACUGAAAAAGAGUAUGCAUUCUACUUAAAUAUCAUUGUUGAAGAAUUCCUUCAACCACUUAAAAAUGAAUCAAAUCUUUCAAAUAAUCCAUUCAUUAGUAAAGCUCAAGUUAAACAAUUAUUUGGUGAUACUGAAGUAAUUUUAGGUUCAAGUAAAUUAUUGGCUGAAGAUUUAGAAAAUGUUUUAUUAGAUGGUACUUCAAAUCCAAUUGGUUUAGGUGAUUGUUUCUUAAAAAUUUGUGAUUAUUUUAAAUUAUAUGCAUCAUAUGUUAAAAAUUAUUAUACAUCAAUUUCAGUUUUAAAUAAAUUAAAAGAAGAAAGUCAUAAAUUUCAAGCAUUUAUUCAAGAGAAAGAACAAAUUUUAUUAGAUAGUAAUUUCACAGAUUUAGGUGCUCUUUUAGUUUUACCAGUUUCAAGAAUUGGUCAAUAUACAUCAAUGAUUAAUUAUUUAUUUAGCUUAACUCCACAAUCUCAUCCAGAUUAUGAACCAUUUAAAAAAGCUGUAAUUAAAAUGAAAUCAACAGUUGAUUAUGUUAAAGAAAAGAUUAGAGAUAAUGAUAGUCAAAAUAAAGUUAGAAUCAUUCAAAAUCAAAUGACAGGUAAAUUUGAAAAUUUGAAUUUACCACAUAGAAGAUAUGUUAGAGAGGGUAUGUUAACAGAGAGUGGUAAAGGUUCAAACUCAAAUCAAUAUUAUUGUUUCUUAUUUAAUGAUAUAUUUGUAUUAUCAACACCAAUAAAGAAAUCGAAUCAAUUUUCAUUUAAAAAGAAAAUAUCAUUAAGUGAAGCUGAAGUAACCAUGAUUUCCGACCCUGAAGAUAGACCAAUCUUUCAAAUAUCUAUACAAAAUAUUGAUUCUCAACAAGAUAAUUCUCCAAAUAUGUUAUCAUUGAAUGGGAUUCAAAAUGCAAUUAAUAAUAUGACAAAUAAUGAUUCAAAAUCUAAAAAUAAUAAUAAUAAUAAUUCAAAUGGUAAUAAUAAUAAUAAUAAUAUAAAUAGUAAUAGUAAUAGUAAUAAUAAUAGUGUAAUUGAUAUAAAAAGUAGUGGGGUAUUAAUAAAUAAUGGUGGUGGUAGCGGUUUUAUAAGUAAUAAUAAUGGUAUAACAAAUGUAAAUAGUAAUAAUAAUAAUAAUAAUAAUAUUAAUAGUAAUAAUAAUAUAAAUGGUAAUAAUAAUAAUGGUAAUAAUAGUGUAAAUUAUAGUAAUGGCGAAGAUAAUAACGAUAGAGAAUGUUUUACAUUCAUUGCAGAUUCGAACAGAGAUAGAGAGGAUUGGAUUCAAGCGAUUCAUGCUAAUAUUAUCUCAUCAAAGAAAAGGAAUGAGACUAGAAAACCUGAAGAUAUUGAAAAGGGUGGUAUUGAUUUCAGUGUAUCCGAUAUUAAACUUUGUGAACAAAUUGGGUCAGGUGGUAGUGGUUGUACAGUUCAUAGAUGCACUGUCGAUGGUUUUACAUGUGCAGUAAAGGUAUUGAAAUUAAAGAAUACCUCACCUUUCUUGGUUGAACAAUUCAUUUCAGAGAUUACAAUCAUGGUUAAAUUAAGUCACCAAAAUAUUGCAAAAUAUUUAGGUCACCGUUUAAGUGGUAAUCAACUUUGGUUAUUUAUGGAAUUCUACCCACACUCUUUGAAGGAUGUCAUCACAAAGAGAACUUCGCCUUUCCCAGCCACUGAGGUGAUUUGGAUGGCAUUGGAGAUCGCCAAGGGCUUGGAGUUCCUUCACACCCAAAAGAACCCCAUCAUACAUCGUGACCUCAAGCCUGGAAAUAUCAUGUGUUCGUUGGACGACAAGGGCAGGGUUUGCAGUAUUAGGGUCUGCGAUUUCGAUACAAGUAAAGAGUUGGGUAAUGGUGUAACUUUGAAAACUUGUAUUGGUACACCUUGUUAUAUGGCCGCUGAGGUGUUGAAUGUUGCCGAUGGUGGAAAUAGUGGUUAUAGUUUAAAGGCUGACAUUUGGUCUUUUGCCAUGUUAUGCUUUGAAAUCAUCUCUUUACUCCCACCUUACCAUCAAUUCCAACAUCUCCAAUCCAUUGAAAUGAUCAUCAAUGGUACUUGUCCACCAUUACCAACUGAUCUCAUUCAACCAAAAUUACUUCAACCACUCAUUGAACUUUUGGUGACUUGUAUCGAUUUAAAUCCAAAUCAUCGUCCAAAUGCUUCUCAAUUGGUUCAAAAAUUAACUAAAAUGUUAAAAAACACUGGUAUGAUGACUGAAUAA
Messenger RNA from Dictyostelium discoideum AX4, 3378 nucleotides. RefSeq lists its product as hypothetical. The transcript is spliced from 3 exons. Bases 1 to 3378 code for a protein of 1125 amino acids. Lineage: Eukaryota; Evosea; Eumycetozoa; Dictyosteliales; Dictyosteliaceae. Gene Ontology annotation, molecular function: protein kinase activity; ATP binding; protein serine/threonine kinase activity. The record is from RefSeq and is a predicted model, not a curated record.